Rhineura floridana is the source of this 1532-nucleotide messenger RNA. RefSeq lists its product as uncharacterized. The transcript is spliced from 2 exons. NCBI's taxonomy places the organism in Eukaryota, Metazoa, Chordata, Lepidosauria, Squamata, Rhineuridae. The record is from RefSeq and is a predicted model, not a curated record. The coding region runs from base 102 to 1091 and encodes 329 amino acids.
UGACACCUGAGCUGGGGAGGUAUAAAAGGCAAGCUUGCUGUCUCCCUUGUUUUCCUUCAGCAAGGACGAGCUACUGGCCAAGGCCUUGUAGUAAUUUGUUAAUGUUUCAGAGAGUCUCCAAAGGCCUGGGCCAGCUUGAAGCCUAUGUUGAUGCAGAGGAAGGGGUGGCUUUCCAGAUGGACAACAACCUGGUCUGGGACUCGCGCGAUGGUCAAUACACAUGGGCCAUCCAGGGCCUAUUUGAAAAGAUGGAGUCUGGCAAAUUCUGGGUCACCCAUCUGCCCUCAGGAAAGGUUAUGCUGAGAAACUGGGCAGGGAUGUAUCUUGCUGCAAGGAAUGUUGGCGAAGACCCCAAAAGCUUCCCCAUCCAACCUGUCCAGUACUCGGAAGAUGCAUCCCUGAAGUUUGAUGUUUUUUACAAGGACAAUAGGGUAGCUUUCCGGGCCUACAAUGGUCUCUUCAUGACCAGAGUACAUAGAGCGUUCCACUCCCUGGAAGCUGUCAAGUUGGUUGCUGAUGAUUCUUGCUAUUUCCGUCCCUUGAUUGGUGACCUCUUACUUCCUAAGUUUAAAAUAUUGAGAGUGAUCACAGGUGACCUCUCACACGUGAAAUACCACCGCCGUGUCUUAGAUAAGCAGGUCUGUGUCAACUGGGCUGAGGUAGCAAAGCAACACACUUUCAAAAUGACUUGGGAGACCACAGUUUUUGACAAGGUUCGCUGGAACAGUCUGUGGGGGCUUGGUUUGGAAACAUCCUUUCAGUUCACAAUUGAAGAAGCGAUGCCCCGUUUGGAGUACACCAAGAACAAUGACCAGACAGUCCUUGUCAAGAGGUAUAUUUAUCAGAGGCUUACUGAGGAGGUGCUGGUGCCCCCCCAUUCUGAAGUCAUAGCCAAGCUUGUUGUCAACAGAAACCCUACUGUUACUGUGUCAUUCACUGCCGUGAUCCAAAAAGUGAAAUCAAAUGGGGAUGUAGUGAUGUUGCAUAAAGGUGGGGUCUGGAAGGGGCUUGUCUAUCAUGGUGUCCAGUUGGAGAUCACCAAGCGUAAGCUUAGUGAGCACAGAGCUAGUGAGGAAUGCCUACUCAUGUGACAUCACGAGGAGUGGUGACCUUCCAAGGGUGCAGUGUGUAUUGGACUAUGAUGGACUGCAUUGGGCUCAUUCCUGAAGAAAUGCAGCUGCUCAUGAUUCUAGACCAUUCUGGUUUGGUCCCUUGUAGAAUGCUGUCAUUUUGAAGACUAGUUUUCCUCCCAGUCAAGGCAGGCAUUUCUCAUAUUAUGAAGCAGGGAGAAAAACAUCUCCCUAUUAAUUUUCUCCACGCCAAUGUUUCUAAGGAUUAGAGCUGUAUACCCAACUGGUUCCGUGGGCCUUGCUCUUUUGCACGUAAGGGUUGCAGCCUUCCUGUUUCCUGGCAGCCCCUUCUGUCUCCUAGGUGCCCCAAAAUGACGGCUACCUUUUUAUGGCAUAGAGGAAAAGAGCUCCUCACCUUUUUAGCAUGCUUUAAACAACUUUAAUAAAAUCGAAUACUCUGUG